AUGCCUCGACGAUCAUCGAGACUGUCCUCUUCGGAAGCUGUUUGCGGCGCCCCUACCGCACGUCAACUUGCCACAGCGAUCCUAUCUGAACCUCCAUCAAAAGAGUCUCUUGAUAACGUCGCUGCGCUGUAUGUAUCGUACUUAAGUGGAGAAAACAGCGACAGAAAGACACUCGAGUGCUUGGAAGAACUAGAAGCUGUGCAGUUCCUUGAGCGCGCGUUGUGGCCGCUCGUGGACGUCGUCUCGACCGUUCGUGACUGUCACCACGAUGUAAAGAAGGCCUACUUGGUGUCGGUGCUGCUAAUUGUGGGAUUUAAAGCUCGGAGAAGAGAUGAAACGUCCGGUGCAGGUGGCUCUACUGGGGUGUGGUCAUUCCUUAGCAGCGAAGACCAGGCCUGGAAGGCAUUUUUGACGACUUUAUGGACAGUAGUAGAAGAAGCAGAUGCUGCAAUGGAGGACGACGCUAAGUGGACACUCAAAGAACAAACAGCACUGACACAGUUUCUGGUCACGUGCUUUCAAAGCCUGGAUGUGCCGCAGGUUGCUUCGUCCGUGCUGCAGAUGACGUCUUUGCCUCUUUGGACGGCACUGUCACCGAACCAACGGGCGCUGGAGUUCCAGAUGUACCCGAAGCUUGAGCGACACUGGAAUCGUAUCAUGUCCGACUCUGCUAAGAUUACGACGGAAAAGCAGAAAAAGUCGACGAAGAACAAGCGCCGCAAAGUGCAAGAACCGACAGCGUCGUUACGACCAGAUCAAACUGCGCUGGUGCAUCGGCUUGACGCUUUUUUUCAGAUACUGAAGACGCCAGUUGACGAAGAUGUGUCCAAGCACGAGAUAGCCUCGCGACUGCGCUUCGUGGCGUUGUUUUUGGCCUUGCUGAUUGACCUCUUGAGUCAGCUGCCGACGCGUCGCUUCUUGCUGACAGUGUUGAGGCGUCGUCACGUGCGCACUGCCCUUCGAAACAGCUUGCUGAUGCAACAUUCACUACAGUGGCAGAGUGCCAAUGAUAGGCAAGCUAUUAGCAAGCAGCUAUCUCUAUUGGAUGCAUGCAUGCGAUUUCCAGUUGAUGCGCACACGGGCUUGUCGCUUUCUCCGCGAGAAUAUCGUGAACAUAAGGAUCGUCAUAUUCAAGCUUUGCAACAGCGCGCAUUCCAGUCAUUUAGGGGCUCAACGGUGGAAGGACUUGCCAUCGCACCAUGCAGUCACAUUGCAAAUGCUUCUAGCUUCACCGAAAUGCUGACGUCUAUCGUCACUGCAGAUCGCUUGCAGCUGUCAUCGUUGGCUAUCGCUGUUGGUGUUCUAGCUGACCAGGCAGAAGCCAGCACUGUCUCUGAUGCCGAAUUGAUUGACUUCUUCCAGGAAGAAUACUCGAUUAACCAGACCGAGCAGGACGCACUUUCCUCCAAUAUGCCGGUUUAUCCUACCGAGUUGGAUAUUUGGAAUCAGAUGCUGAACCGAAAAGACCUGACGGUGCAAAACGUCAAUGCAUCAGGUGAUGAAGCUCCCAUGAAAACAGUGGAUCACGUUUAUAGCGCUGACGAGUCUGACCUGUUCCCGGUGCUGCCUGUACGCAAGUUGGGUCUGCAAUUCCUGAACAUAGCAGACUAUCUGCAGCGUAAUUAUGAGCUGCUUCAGCUAGAAGCAGCACAAGAUAUUCGCGAAGAUCUCGAGUCGACUAUUCGACAGCUUGACGCCGUGCGUGCUUUGCGUUCAUCGCGUGCAAAUGAUACAAUUUUUCGUGGUUUCUCUCGUUUCGGUGUUGCGCUAGUAAGCACGCUUCGGACUGUAAAAGUUGGCAAGCCGUUACUUGGCCAAGUUGCUCCAGCCUCAGUUAUUGCGGAGCUGGAGGUGGAUCUGUCCAGCCGCCAUGAUCGCAAGUCGUUUGAUUGCUACCAGACGAAGGAAGUGGUAUUUCUCGUGACUGUGAGAGCUACGGCUGACGAAGGUUGCGAGAUAAUGGGCUUUCAGAAAGAGGCGAAAGACAAAGGAUCGUUUCCUGAGAACUUUGGUGUACAAUAUGUACGUGCAGCAGAAGUCGUGAAGGUCACAGAUGCUGCUGGUUGUGCUAUCAAUGACGAAAACCCUAUCGGUAAAGGCAGUAAGCGGGCAUUUACACUAGCCUUGGACGGCGUGCAAUACAAGAACGAUUUAGAAGCUGGCCAACUUGAGGCAUACGAACACGUGAAUUUAUUGGUACGGCGUCGACCCCGCGAUAACAAUUUCAAGGCUGUGUUGGAUACGAUCUCCGGCGCAUGGCGCAAUGCUGAUAAAGAAGAAUUGUUACCAGCAUGGUUGCAUGACCUCUUCUUGGGAUACGGUGAUCCGGCUGCUGCGCUGUACAAGUCGAUUUACAAGGCGAGGGCAGAGAAGCAGUUGACAGUGCCGAUAAGCGAGUUGCUGCUAGAUGGCGAACAUGCACUCGAAGCUGGUGGUGCUGAGAAGCUUAUACACAUCGAUGAUGAAACUCAAGAGCUGAGCGCGAAGGAUGCAGUUGCCCCGUUUACCUAUGUCGAGGAUAUACGGGAUGGCUCAACCUUUAUCCGAGCAUCCCACGAGAAAAAGCUUUCUACAAAGCACUCGAGCACUUGUCCGCCAGUUCGCUUUACCAAAGCACAAGUGGCUGCCGUGCGCACCGGAUUCUGUGAAGGCUUGACUCUGGUCGUAGGCCCACCAGGUACGGGCAAGACGGAUGUAGCUGUGCAGCUCGUGUUGAACCUGUACCGCUUCACGCCACCACGAGAAAAGGUGCUAAUCGUCGCUCAUUCAAACCAAGCAUUGAACGACUUUUUCUCGAAGAUUCUGGCACAAGGUGUCGUCCAUGAAGCUGAGAUUGUGCGAAUGGGAAAACGGCAAUUCACAAGUACAAGUGGUUUACCAGAAGAGGAAGGCAAGGAAGCCUUUCAUGCGGAUUUCAGUCGCAAUGGGCGUGUGGCGUUCCUGUUGGAGCGAAGGAUAGCCUUACUGGCGGAGGUGGAACAGAUGGCUCAAUGGCUGAUCAAGCACGAUUCCGUGCAAUACGCUGGCCUUGCCGGCGGCUCGACGUCGUACUCUUGUGCAAACGCUCUUGUUUUUUAUCAGUUUCACAUGAAGACGUUUCUUGAUGCGGCCCAUGAGGCAACCGCGUUGGGCUCAAAAGAUGACAAGGUUGCGGCGUUUUCAGCGUUUUUUGCUAUGCGGAAGGGUGAGCCCCCCAGCACGAUCGAGGCUUUGCGUCAGUUUGCUGUGGACAUUGAGUCAUAUUUUGCCGAGUUGCGGCGUCUCCAACCUUUUGAGCUGCUGCAGACUCCGCGCCAGCGUGGUGACAUGUAUUUGAUACAUCACGCUCGCAUCAUAGCUAUGACAUGUACGCACGCGGCAUUAAAUUACAGCAAGAUCGCAGACCUCGGACUGCGAUUUGGAAGUCUUGUUAUGGAAGAAGCUGCCCAGGUAAGUGAACUGGACAGCAUUGUGCCUCUCCUACUAACGUGCUCCAAAGAUGCUGGCACAACGUCACAUGAAAGCAAUCCGCGCUCAGGCCUCCAGCGUGUUGUACUCAUGGGCGAUGCAAAACAGCUACCUCCUGUGGUAAAGUCGCUUGCGCUGAAAAGCUAUGCUCACUUUGACCAGAGCCUCUUUACUCGACUGCUGCGUCUCGGUGUGCCUCAUAUUGUUCUUGACCGCCAAGGUCGCAGUCGGGGUGAGAUAGCCGAUAUCUAUCGAUGGCGGUACGACGAUGCUUUCGCCAAUGGAGGGAAGCACACUACGUUGGGCGAUUUACCUCGUGUGAAGUCAGAGAUCCCAUACCAGGCAGGCAACGUCGGGUUCUCGCAUGUAGCACAAUUUGUGGAUCUCACGGGAACAGCGAAAGAGCGUCAGUCGAAACCGUUUGCUUACGAGAACGAAGAAGAGGCCCGCUUCAUCGUCGCGCUGUUCCGGUAUAUGCUGCACAUCGGUUACCGUGCUAACCAGGUGGCCAUCCUCUCGACCUACAACGCGCAAAAUGAGCUUUUGCAGCGAUUGUUGCACGCCCAGGCUCCCGAAGCCGCCAAGUCCUGUCAAGUGUCUACUGUUGAUCGCUUUCAAGGCCAACAGAACGAUUUCGUAUUGUUAUCCACAGUGCGUAGCGGGACCAGCGUCGGCCACCUGCGUGAUGUUCGUCGUGCCACGGCGGCCUUUUCUCGCGCACGACUUGGGUUGUAUGUGGUGGGGUGUCUCAGUACGCUGGAGCAGGCACAGGAGCUGCAGCCGUUCGUGUCGAAGUUGGUAUCAAUUGCCAAGGAGCACGACGGUGACAAAGCGACCAAGCUGGCGCUUGUGCCAUCGGCGAGAGUUGACGCAGUGGCACCGAGCAAAGACGAGAAGCGCAAGGUGCGAUCAAGAGCAAAUCAUACUGUCGUGUACAUCUCGGAUCGGAAGCAGCUCGAGAAGGUAGUGGCCGAGCUCGAGGCGUAG
Peronospora matthiolae is the source of this 4434-nucleotide messenger RNA. The record is from the annotation of a GenBank genome assembly. Lineage: Eukaryota; Oomycota; Peronosporomycetes; Peronosporales; Peronosporaceae.